GUCAACUAGCAGAAGCGUUCCUCCUAUUCUUCACAGGAGACGUGCAUCUCUUUCUCUCCCUGUCUCUCUCUGUCUCUCUCUCCCUUCUGUUUUAUUUCAUUUUCCGCCUGCAACACGGCGGUCCUGAUAUUGACGCAGCUCCAGGCGCUCUUUCUGUUCAACUAUAACUACACCUCUAGUAUUUUAUUUAUCGGCUCUUUUGUAAUCCGUGCUGUCCCGGCUGAGGAGGAAAGAAAGCCCGGAUAAGUGCAACUUCACUGGGCGUAGCUGGAAGAGGAAAAGCGCUGUAGUUUCGGUCAUCACUGUAGUUACCUUAGAGUGGGUGUUGCUGAUUAGCCUGCUAAGUCUUCAGCUCCUGAUCCCUCUUUGUUGAGACAGAAGACGAGGUAUUAAGCUAUUCUUAAAGCUAGAAAUAGCUGGUUCAAACGAGAUGAAACCGGACGGAGUUGAUGCAGCCACGAUGGAGCCAAUGGUAGCGCUAGAUGCAGAGCCUGCAGUUGAGGUGGCACCACUUGUGGAGGGCCAGGAACAGGCUCCGCCCGCUUCACAGACGGAAGAGACUGGACAAGGGGAACCACAGCCAGCUGGGACACCUGCUGCUGCCACCAAGACUGGCAAGGACAAGCCUGCAGACCCCAAAGCAAAGACAAAGGGUCCCACGAAAACCAAGACACCCACAACCAAGACAUCUGCGACCGCCUCCCGUCCCUCCACCACUCAAAGCCGCAUGACAAAUGGGGUACAGAAGGCACAAGCUAAUGGCGUUGCCAAGAAAACCCCGAGUGCAGCUCCAGAGAAGAAGACGGCGUCAACCACCGCACCCCCCAAAAAGCCUACUGGUGUUGUGACCACCAAGACUGCCACCAAGCCCACAGAAAAGAAGCCUGUUGGCACAACGCGGCCAGCCACUGCACCUGCAAAUGGAACGAAGACCACAAGCACGAUGCAGCCAACUAAGAAGACACCUGUUACAUCUGCGAAUGGGGAUAAAGCCAAACCAAAAACUGCAGCUCCUAGACCUGCCUCUGCAACUACCAUCAAGCCCAGCACCACCUCUUCUCCCAAAACUGAUAGGCCGCCUGUCUCCAAGACAACCAGGCCGGCCACAGGGACCUCCACUUCUCGCCCGGCUUCUGCUGCACCGAAGCCAGCUAGUACUACCACAUCCAAGACAUCUACAACUGCAUCAAAGCCCUCUCCUUCUACAACUAAAAUGACUACCUCUACUGCCAAACCAUCACCUGCUAAAACCACAGCUCCCCCUGCUGGUCGCACUCCAACCCAAUCUACAAAGACUCCUACACCCCUCAAGAAAGAUGUUAGCAAGCCAACCACUCCAGCAGCCAAGAAGCCAGCUGCCUCUCCCCUCACCCGCCCUGCCACAACCAAGACCACCAAGCCUGACACUCCAAAGGCAGGCACAGUGGCCAAACCAGAUUCUGCUAAGAAACCCUCCUCCCCCACAAAGGCAGCAGCAGAUGCCAAGACGAGUAAGCCUAAGGAGAGCAAGCUAGCUCCCUCAAAGGAGGUCACUGCUAGUCCCAAAACCCCUAGCACAAAGAACAGCACAGCCAAGAUGACCAGCCCUAAGAAAGCAGUGGGUAGCAGCACUCCAAUGCCAGUGAAGCGUGGUCCCAAAGCUGCACCAGCAGCUGAGCCUGCACCCAAAGAGAGUGAGAAAGAGGAUGUGGAAACAACUCAUCCUAUUGUUGCAGCCAUGGCUACUGCUGUGGCUGCUGCUGCUGUUGCUGCUGCUGCUGUUCCUGCUGCCACAGUCACUACAGAUGCUGAUAACUUUAGCACAGAAGUAGCUAGCGAGCCUGAAGUCCAUUCAGAGCCUGUGACUGAACUCGCAUCUGAACCCAAGCCUGAACACCUGCUUGAAACCAAAUCUGAACUUGUACCUGAAACCAAGUCUGAAUUUGUACCUGAGCCCUGUUCAGAACCUAUGUUGGAAACUGAGUCUGGGCUUGCACCUGAAGCUAUACCUGAACUUCUGCCUGAACCCAAGUCAGAACUUGCACCUGAACAGAAUUUCGAAUUCCAGUUGGAAACCAUGACUGAACUUGCAGUUGAGCCCAAGUCUGAAAUCCCAUUGGAAACUGCAAUGGACUUUGAACUUAAGCCUGAACUGACAACUGCACUGCUGCUGGAAGCAGAGUCUGAACUCCCAACUGAACCUGAACCCACUGUUGAAACCAUUCCUGCUGCCACUGAGGACAUGAUACAGGAUACUGAGGAUGGCCAGGAUAUUCUAGGCACAGAGAAAGAAACCGCUGAAGACAUGGUGCCCCAGCUGGCAGCUGAGUUGGACCUGGUCAGUCUCAAGGAGCCUACUGGUGCUACUUCUCCACUGGGCACUACAGUUAUGUCACCACCAUCCUCUCCUGCCAGAGCUUCACCUGUGCCUGUCGAAGCCCACAUCUCUGCUCCACUCCAGGAUAUGCAGGUUCCUGUUAAUCCCUGGGCAGAGAGUCAGUCCUUGUUCUCUGAGGAUCAGACUUCUGAGCAUCUGCAACAAGAAGGCAAGCCCCUUGGGGACUUCCUCACAGCUACAGAGUCUGCAGAAGAGGAAGUGGAAGAUGCAGAAAAGCAUGCCAGUCUUGCAGUGGAGCCCAAUCUGUUGAGUACCUCCCCUGUAGAGCAUUUCACUGGUGCAUCACCAACUUCACCUAGCCUUGAAAAAGAGGAGGCUGUUGAGAAAGCAGAGGAAGAGAUCAAUGAAGAUGACCAUGAUGAUUAUGAGGAGGAGGAGGAAGAGGAGCAGGAGGACGGGGAGGUUGGGAAGCCUGAGACAUAUCCUCAGAGGCCACAAGUAGAUGACUUCAACGUUGGACUGCCAGAGUUUGGUGGCUCCAGCUGGGGCAUGAUGCAUUCUGAAAAUGUUGGUGGCAUCAGCCAGCAAGACAAAACAGAGAGAACUUUUCCCUCUCUAAUUGAAAGACAUGAUGAUGAUGAUGAUGAUGAUGAUGAUGAUGAUGACUUCUCUUUGAAAAAAGUGGGAAUGGAGACAUCACCCACCCCGAUGGCGAGCCAUCAUGCUGAUGAAGAUGACUUCUGUCUCAAGAAAGCUGAAAUGGACACAGCUUCACCCACAGUAGUGGAGAGCCAUCAUGCUGAUGAAGAUGAAGAUGACUUCUGUCUCAAGAAAGCUGAAAUGGACACAGCUUCACCCACAGUAGUGGAGAGCCAUCAUGCUGAUGAAGAUGAAGAUGACUUCUGUCUCAAGAAAGCUGAAAUGGACACAGCUUCACCCACAGUAGUGGAGAGCCAUCAUGCUGAUGAAGAUGAAGAUGACUUCUGUCUCAAGAAAGCUGAAAUGGACACAGCUUCACCCACAGUAGUGGAGAGCCAUCAUGCUGAUGAAGAUGAAGAUGACUUCUGUCUCAAGAAAGCUGAAAUGGACAGAGAUUCACCCACCCUAGUGGAGUGCCAUCAUGCUGAUGUAAAUUUUGAUGACUUCAGUCUAAAGAAAGUAGAAAUGGAGCAACCAUAUAUGGGCCCUCCUGGAGUCAAAUCUUUCUCAGAUGAAGAGGAGGAGGAAGAAGAAGAGGAUGAGCAAGUUAGGGGGGUCAUGGACAGUGUCCCUGAGCAUCCUAAUGAACACCAAAUGGACUUGGGCCUUGAGCAGUCUGCCAGUCAUCACAUGGAUGUUCAUCAUCACCUCAAAUCUCAAGAAGAGGAAGAACAAGAGGAUGAAGAUGUUGAGAUGGUUAGUGAAAGCUUGAUGGAGACUGGCAUCAAAAGUGCUGGAAAUGUUGAUGAAGACAAUUAUGAGGAAGGUUAUAUGGACAAUUUGAACCGCACUGCUCCAGCUCCCUCUUUGCCCAUGACUGCAGCCUGGGGCCCGUCAAAUCCCUUUGCAGAAACUUGGGCCCAGCCCGCGUCCAUCCAUAUGACAUCCGAACCUUUAGACAUUGGUGCAGCUGAUCCGGAAAUGCCCGCAAAGUCCCCUGCUGAAGCCUGGCUGGAGCAACCUCUGGGCCAGUUUACUGAACCACAUCUUGAGGUCCAUGAAGAGAUGGAGAGCUCAGUUCCAGCAGAUGGAUCGACCCUGGGUGCACCUGCAAUAGGUAUGUCUCAGUCAAGCACCUUAAGUGGAGCAGCCUUGGCAGCCCACAGCAGCAGUGAGACAAGCACACCUGAAGAGCUUCGGGACUACGACAGCAGCUCAGGUGUGGAGUCACGCUCGGACAAGCAGCAGACUCCUGUGCCUGCAGCCCAGCCUGACCUGGAGCAGGACCUAGGGAUACACCUGGAGCGUGGGGAUGGUGAGGAGGAGGAGGCAGAGACACUCCCAGCAGAUGAGGUACUUGGGGAUGCUCCAACUGCACCAGCAUCUGCUCCAUCCUCUCCUUCUACCUCCGGGGAUGAGGCCAGUGAUACUGAAGGAGAGAUGCAGAUCAAUGACCCUGAUGUUCCCGUAGAUGACUCUGCAGCUUUUGACAGCCCUUCUGCUACUCGAAAUCUCCCUGCCUUGGAGGAAGAUGAGGAGGCUGCCGACAUGCAAGCUGGAGAAGAAGAUGGUGGUGGCACACCACAGUCUGCCAACUCUGUUGCCUCAUAUGGCUUUGACUGCUCGGCAUCCAACUCCAAUGCCCAUUCUACAGCUGAGAGCUGCGGGAAGAGUCCCGGCAUCUUCUCCCUGGAGAACGAGGACCAGCUUCCCGAAGAGGCCAAAGAUCCCUCGCUCAUCAAGGAGCUGACCCUGCCAGCUGCAGCUGCCCACCCUGAGGAGCUUCUGGGCUGCCCUGUGGACCUGCUUCCGCUGGGCCAGCAGGGGGAGUCACACAUCGGUCUGGAUGAUGACUACCUGAUGUGCGGAAAGACAGGAGCAAGUGCACUGGAGGAGGCUGACCCUGAGUCACCCAUGCACCUCUCGCCCCAGCACGGGGGCAACACCGACAGCCAGCCACCUUACUUCUCUGCCAUAUGCGAUAAGACUGAUAGCUUUCUGGCAGGUAACGUAUAAAAUCCCUCCUUUCGGAAUGCACCGUUAUCUUCCCCCAUCCCCUGAGAAAACCCCACCCCGCUCCUUUUUUGUCAUUUUGUUUUCUUACAAGAUGAGGUAAUUGCGUAGAAAACAGGGAGAAGACAUGAUAAUGGGGUAAAAAAAGGGACAUUGGGAGGGGGGACUGUAGGUUUGUCAGUGCUGCUUUCCCUUUCUUACUACUAUUAUAGUCAUGGUUAUGAUUGUAUGGCUUAAACUUCUGUAUGUACAAUAGGUAUUCUCAUUUUCUAUUAGAAUGUACUUCAGUAACACUGCAUACUAUGGGACCCCUGAACUUGGAUUGAUAGACUGAGAUGUUGUGAAGUCCUUUAAUGAAAAAGGAAAAAACAAAGAUUUAAAAAAAAGAAAAGAAACACAUUGGAUGGACCUGUGUUUGUAUUUAUCCUACUGUUUUUACCGAACAAAAUGUCAAAUGAUUUUUUUAUACUUUUUUUUUAUUGUUUUAAUUUGUUUUGUCGAUCCCUGUCUUGCCUACCGUUUGUACAUGUCAGUUCUCCUGCACUGUAGAAGUAGCCUUAAGCCCUUUUUUUAAAAAUUAUUCCUGUGUCAAGAACUAACUGUUUUAGCACUAAUUAAGGGUAGAUACUCUUCCAGAGUCUUUGCACUUUGGGUGUUUUUCGAUGUAGGGAGUUAUUGAAAUGUUAGAUGGCAAGCCAUGUUUCAUUUUUACAUUUUUUCCUACUAUAAAAACAAAACAAAAAAAUAAGGCACAUUUUUGUGAAGGAUAACUUUAUCAUGGCGCGUAAUGUCACAUGCCACAAGUGUUUUUAAAGUACUUGAGUGAUCUGGCUUUGUUGAUUUGCAGUAGUUGGACAUUUUACCUUGGAUCAAACUAACGAUUUCUGUUGGAAAACAAAAAUUUCUCAACUUUUGUACUCACUUGAAUGUUGCUGGUGAGUAUUGGACAUUCGAUUGAAAACUGCAUGUGGAACUAAUGAGUAUUACUGUAAUAUGAUUCAAGAUCUGUUAUGUCAGGAUGAUCAUAAAUUAAUGGUUCACUAAUUCAGAAGGUUUUUUUUUUUUUUUUCAAAAUUCCAUUAAACAGCAUUGCAAGGCCA
Molecule: messenger RNA, 6069 nt
Organism: Pygocentrus nattereri (red-bellied piranha)
Lineage: Eukaryota; Metazoa; Chordata; Actinopteri; Characiformes; Serrasalmidae
Gene: prr36b
Product: microtubule-associated protein futsch
Exons: 5
Coding region: 431-4972 (1513 amino acids)
Source: RefSeq, a predicted model, not a curated record